This is a messenger RNA of Zychaea mexicana, 3437 nucleotides long. Its product is annotated as chitin synthase-domain-containing protein. Gene Ontology annotation, cellular component: cell septum; cell periphery. NCBI's taxonomy places the organism in Eukaryota, Fungi, Mucoromycota, Mucoromycetes, Mucorales, Lichtheimiaceae. The record is from RefSeq and is a predicted model, not a curated record. The coding region runs from base 465 to 3242 and encodes 925 amino acids. The transcript has 10 exons. Gene Ontology annotation, molecular function: chitin synthase activity.
UGGCUACAACUCACUGCUGAUACCUACUGGUACAAUGUUAGACGAGUAUUUGCCCUCUUUUUACUGUGUAUAUAUAUGCCCUUUCCUCUAUACAGGCUUAGCAUAAUAAAAGCUCUCCUCUUCUAAUAGAAUUAUUUUAGUUAUUGAAGAUCUUUCCACAUGUUUUGGCAGUAGUUUUCCCCUUACAUCUUACAUGAAAUUCUGCAGCAGUAGAGUGACCGACAUAUGAAUUGGAAGUUACUGGUUUUGAUCAUAAUGCUGAACAUAAUACCGAUGCAACCAUCCUGGAGGGUUACAGUAGGCAUGAGAAAUGCUGGAUAUGUCAAGCCGGAGAUUUUUUAUUUUCAUAAAAAAUGUUGUCGAAGCUGCUACUCCCCGUUGCCCGAGUAUCUCCCUCCUGCCUGCCCCUUUUUCUUCUUCGUUCAUUUUUUUUUAAAUUGCAAGAUAAAAAAAACCAAUAGAUAAUGGAACAAAGUGGCCAUUUUAGCCAUAACUCUCACAACGCUUACUCUGUACGAUCACCAUCAAUUUCUUCUCCACGAGUCUAUCCUGGCUUCUAUUCUCCGGCACCAAGUGUAUCGCAACAACACUUACAACCUAUGGCCAUCCCAGAGGGUAAUAACAGCGGCAUAAUUAUGCAUGGUGGAACUUCUGCACCCAAUUUUCGUAAGGCAGCUGCUUUAAUGCAACAGCAGCAGCAACAGCAGCAGCAAUUGUAUACGCCACAGCAACAACGAAAACGUUCGUCGAUAGUAUCCGACACCUACUCGCUUAAAUCUAGUAAUAAUGUUUAUGUAGCCAAUCCUGCAAUCCACGAUAAUGUCCCUCCUAUGCCAAGCAUCCAGACUUGUUAUCGGUCACAACAUCAUCAACGGCGUCUACAGCAGCAACAGCCUCCUACUGGUUCAUUUCCUCAAACGACAACAGCAGCAACAACGGAUAGCUGGAAGUUGGGCGGUGGGGGGCGAGGUCCACGACGUACGAAAAAAGUACCACUUUUCCAAGGCAACUUGAUACUGGACUGUCCUGCCCCAACACGAUUACUGGAAGCUAGUGCACGUAAAGAUGCAGAAUUCAACCAUAUGCGUUAUUCUGCAGUAACCUGCGAUCCCGAUGAUUUUGCAGCUUGUCAUUAUACGUUACGACCGGCUUUAAUGAAGCGACAAACGGAACUGUUUAUAGUAAUGACCAUGUACAAUGAAGAUAGAGAACUCUUCUGCCGUACCAUGCAUGGUGUUAUGAAGAACAUUGCGCACCUAUGUUCCCGAACACGAUCGCCCAUGUGGGAUACUGAAGGGUGGAAGAAAGUGGUGGUGUGUAUAGUAGCAGAUGGCCGUAAAAAAUGCGAUCCAGCAGUAUUGGAUGUGCUGGAAACCAUGGGGGUAUAUCAAAAAGGUGUUGCGAAAAACAUGGUUAACGACAAGCCAGUCAAAGCUCAUCUCUAUGAGUAUACAGCGCAAAUAUCGGUGGACUCGGAGAUGCGAAUUAAAGGUGCAGAAAAAGGGAUCAUUCCAGCCCAAAUUCUGUUCUGUCUCAAGGAGCAAAAUGCCAAAAAAAUCAACUCCCAUCGAUGGUUUUUUAACGCAUUCGGAAAGAUACUACAGCCGAAUGUAUGUGUAUUGCUGGAUGUUGGCACACGCCCCGGUAACACGUCUAUAUACCAUAUCUGGAAAACAUUUGAUGUCAAUGCCAACAUUGCAGGCGCUUGUGGCGAGAUCCGCGUGCAAACUAAAGGUGGUGUCGCCUUGCUUAAUCCAAUUGUUGCUGCACAGAAUUUCGAGUACAAGAUGUCCAAUAUUCUAGAUAAGCCAUUAGAAUCCGUCUUUGGCUAUAUCUCUGUUCUUCCUGGUGCUUUUUCAGCAUACCGAUACGCUGCGCUACAAAAUGACUGUCAUGGCAAUGGACCGCUACAAAAAUACUUUCUGGGUGAACAUGGUGUUGACGCAACCUCGGAUAUAUUUACAGCCAAUAUGUAUCUCGCUGAAGACCGAAUCCUCUGUUACGAGCUUUUAGCUAAAAAGCAUGAGAAAUGGGUAUUGAAAUAUGUCCAGUCUGCAUUCGGUGAAACAGAUUGCCCUGAUCAGCUGCCUGAAUUCUUGUCCCAGCGCCGACGUUGGCUGAACGGCAGUUUCUUUGCUGCUAUCUAUUCGACUUGGCACUUCUCGAAAGUCUGGAGUACUCGUCAUACGGUGUGCAGAAAGAUUCUUUUGACGGUCCAGUUUGCCUUUAACUUUGCAAACUUGCUUUUUAGCUGGUUAGGCAUGGCAAACUUUUAUCUAACAUGCUACUUCAUAAGCAAGUCAUUGACAACACCGGAUAUGGAUCCGUUGAGCAAUGGAUGGGGAAAUCGCGUUUUUCAAACUGUCCAAUACCUGUAUUUCUUUCUGUUCAUUGUAUCAUUUAUAUGCUCGAUGGGUAAUCGGCCUCAAGGCUCAAAGUGGAUGUUUGUGGUUUCAGUACUGGCAUACGCAUUGAUUAUGGCUUAUACUAUAUUUGCAGGCGUCUGGCUUAUGCAUAAAAGCAUCAUCAAGGGUAUGCAGACGGAAGGAUGGAGCCACGACAACAACUUUAUCAUCAACUUUGGGAUUCUCCUCGGUCGACCGGAAUUUCGAAACAUUAUCAUCUCCAUGGCAUCUACUUAUGGACUUUACGUACUUUCAAGUCUACUUUAUCUGGAUCCUUGGCAUAUGUUAACCAGUUUCAUCCAGUAUCUCCUUUUACUACCGACUUAUGUCAAUAUUUUAAACGUUUAUGCGUUUUGCAAUACGCAUGAUGUCAGUUGGGGUACAAAGGGUGAUAAUGCAAUGUCAAUGGACCUUGGUGUAGCAAGUAAAGCUGUUGAUACGGAAAAGGGCAUUGAAGCUGUUGAAGUUGAGUUGGAGGAUGGUCAAGAUAUGAUCAAUCGACACUAUAAUGAAGCACUCCAAAACCUGCGAACGAAACAAGAUCCGAUCACUCAGAGUCGGCCACCUCAUAUGAAACAAGAUGACUAUUAUCGAGGGUUCCGUACGAGACUUGUACUGGCAUGGAUUGGCUGUAAUGCGCUCCUUGUUGCAUUCGUAACAAGUGGAGGUUUACAAUCGCUUGUUUAUAGUGGUGACGACACUGCGUCGAUCGAAGAAUCACAACAACAAGUAUCCAUGGCUUACACGGGGUUUAUCCUUUGGGCAGUGACCAUGAUGUCGGCGUUUCGGUUCUUUGGAAGUGUACUAUAUGUUUUACUUGGCUGUUUUCAGCUUUAAAAUUAAGGUGCGACGAUCCUCCACACAUCCGGCUUUAUGUUUUAAGUUAGAGGGACGGCUUUGUCAUUGGCGUAGUUUCUCCACAAUCAUUUGGCUCAAUGCGUAUUUUUGCUUCAUCGAAAUAGAGGGUUUGCUGUAUCGAGUUAAAAUUGUCUAUUAGAAAGAAAAGAAAGGCGAUAAAAACAUCUUAUCUUG